AUGGACACCACGAUGUACGCGGGGGACGCCGCGGGGAGCGAGAGGGAGAGGAUGGACGAACUAAAGAAUGCGCGGAAGGCUUUAGCGGAGGCAAGGCGGCGGGAAGAGCAGCUGGAAGGAGUGGUGAGGGAGGGCGGGAGGGCGAUGGGGGAGCUGGAGGAGUGGGUUGCGCGCAAGGUGGACGCCAUGUCGUCGCUGGCUGCCGUGCUUUGCGAGGAGUGGCUUAAGGGAGCGGAGCUGUUUCGGGCCGAGGGGGAGCGCAAGCGCGCGGGCUUGGCGGAUUGCUCGCCUUCGCAUCCGAUGAUGAUGAUCGAGCAUCUGGCAGCUCUGUCUGGUCAUGCGGAGGCGAUUCGUUCAAUGGUGCAGGCCGUGAGGGGGCUGGCGUUCGGGACCAAGGGGCAGAGCAAGGGGCAGCAAGGGGCAGGGGAGGGGCGAGCAGGCGAUGUGGACAGGGAGUCAGUGGGGCAAACGGAUGCUGAGGAAAGAGCCAUUCAAGAGGAGGUGUUUGACAAUCUUUCCACGGUGCAGGUGAGCGCGGCAAGGUGCAAGGGGCGAUUUCUGGGGGCGAUUAGUGAAAGGGGCGAGGUGCACUUGGUAGGUUGA
Messenger RNA from Closterium sp. Naga37s-1, 603 nucleotides. The record is from the annotation of a GenBank genome assembly. Lineage: Eukaryota; Viridiplantae; Streptophyta; Zygnematophyceae; Desmidiales; Closteriaceae.